Molecule: messenger RNA, 1974 nt
Organism: Gossypium raimondii (Peruvian cotton)
Lineage: Eukaryota; Viridiplantae; Streptophyta; Magnoliopsida; Malvales; Malvaceae
Exons: 18
Coding region: 94-1515 (473 amino acids)
Molecular function (GO): protein binding
Source: RefSeq, a predicted model, not a curated record
UUUUGCUUUAAGCGGUAAACCCCAAUGGCGGGAAAAAGGAAAUGCAAACAUAAGUAGCAAAUCCUCAUUGAUUGCAUUCAUUUGUUCUUUGUAAUGGAUAGUUAUUUGGUUACUUCCAAACCCUCAACGGAAAACCCUAAACUCAAACCAAGGCCGCGUCCAUGGCGGAGAAGCAAUCUCGAAUUGAACGGAAAAUUCGAUCCCAAAUACCGCCACAGUAUCUCUGAUCUCCUCAUGCACUCUUAUGCUGAGAUUGGGGCGUUUUCGCAUUUUUAUCACAUUGAUGGAAAGCCAUGUCAAACUCAUAUGAAUCAGAUUAACAAUGCUGUGAAUUCAGAUCGCCAGCUUCCGUUCCGAAUGCAAGGAAUAUCUGCAAUUGACUUAGACAAUAAGGGAAUAUACAUAGUUUCUGUGACAAAAUCAGGGUGCUUAACCGUUCAUGACUUUGAGACUCUAUAUUGCCAGAGUACUGGUUCGUUGCCACGCUUACUUGAAGAUGAAAGUAAGCAUUUAAUGCACCUCAAUUUGCAACGACAACUUGAUGAUGUUCGGUGGAAUCAUGCUAACCAAGAUGAGGUUGCAUGUACUUCUGUGAAAAGUAAUGAAGUGCUUAUCUUUGAUAUUGGUUACAUCUCUUCUAAACCAGUUGAGGUAUUAAGAACAAGACGCACUCUGUCUGUUCUUGGUUCUGAAGUCUAUAAGGGUCUAUGUGAGAUAGCUUUUACAGCAACUGAUAAUUCAAGGUUAAUUGCCUCAGACACGCAUGGUGUAGUCAAUGUAUGGGAUAAAAGAAAGAGCCCUCUUCCUUCUCUUGAACUCAUUACUGGUUCUCGUAGCACACUCAAUACUAUCCAACUACAUGUGGAUAAUCAGACCAUUUUUGGGGCUAGUAAGGAUGGAAAUAUCUAUAUGUGGGAUCUUCGUGGAGGAAGAACAUCUGCUGCUUUUCAGUGUCAUAAUGAGGCUGGUCUCCCACCUCUAGUAUCUUUCAAGUUGGCCUCAAAGCUGGCAAAGAUUGGAUCUUUAAAGGCACAAUCAGAUAUUGUCCCAAAAGAAAUACACUCCAUUGAUCUUGAUCCUUCUUGCCCGUAUCAACUGGCAUUCCAUCUAGAUGAUGGUUGGUCAGGUGUUUUGGAUAUUUACAAUUUAAGAGUUACGCAUGUUCAUUGCCCUCCUCCAGCUUGGUUGAAUGGAGCCAGCAUAUCAACUGAUCUACUGUACUUGAGAAAACCAUCAUGGCUACCAACAUCUUCUAUUUAUGCGGUAGGAUCAUCAUAUGAUUGUGGCAUACAUAUUUUAGAUUUCUAUCCCGAUACAAGCUCUCCUAGCCAUGUGGACUACAGGGAGGAUGUGGAGAGUUUGUCUAAGAUGAACCACCAAAGAAAGAAAAAUAUUUUUGUUCCAUUGUCUGAAGGUGUUACCACAUGUGCAAGUCAUCCUCUUAAUGGUACCAUCAUAGCUGGGACAAAGCAUUCAUCUUUGCUCGUCGUAUCUCAAACACGCUGGGCAUUUUGAGGCAAAAUUGUGUAAGUGACAAAGAAUGCCCUUAAAGUUAGGUAACUGGUCCCUGUUAGAUACAGAUUUACAGCACAUCAAAGGUGGUCAGAAAGCAGAAAAACAUUAAAGCAGGUAACUUACAACUGUUAAAUGGAUAGAUCUAAACUUGGAUACACAUCAUCUACCUGCUUGAUUGAAAUGCAUACUAGUUUCAUAGACAGAAGUCUUGAGGUCGAAGUCCAAAGGAAUAAUUGGGCCGUGCACUAGUCUCUUCAUAAACACUAGUUUUUCUUAAACACAAGCACUGCUGUAUUAUGUGUAAAUACUAAAUACUCUUUAUCAACCAUUUUAUUCUUCUCUAGCAUUUGAUUGGUAUAAUUGUAUGGAAACUAAAUGAACUUGUUGAUGCAAGUACCUAUUGUACCUAUUGCUUGGUUGUAGAAUAUGUUAGAUUAACUAAACAUUCCUUUAUGCUCA